Messenger RNA from Protopolystoma xenopodis, 390 nucleotides. The record is from the annotation of a GenBank genome assembly. NCBI's taxonomy places the organism in Eukaryota, Metazoa, Platyhelminthes, Monogenea, Polystomatidea, Polystomatidae.
AUGUUAUAUUUCUACAAAUCAGGUAUUAUAUCUGGCAUUUAUAUUGAUCCUUGCGUUGUAUCGUCACGCAAACGACAGUCCCGACUUGGCCUCGACACCGUCAGCCUCUCCAAUUUCAGUCGAAUUCGUGUAGACCGCGCUUUAGAUGCUCCGUUCUGUACUCCAUCUCUGACUGAUGAUCAAAUAACUUUGGCAACGGCUGAGGCAAGACCAAUCCUUUCAGAUCAUCACUUGCCGGUCCCCUCGAGCCCAAACAGAGUGGAAGGUCUUUUAAUGUUGGAGUAUAUUUCUUUCUUUUUGAAGAGACGAGGUGAAGGUCUUUUAACCGAGGAUGACAGCAACAAACCCACCUUGGAUCCAUCUCGGCGUAUUCAACCUCUUCGCCAGUAG